AUGAAAGAUAUAUUAUCGAAGAAGUGUAGGUUGGGAAAAUUUGAAACUGUUGCUCUCGCUGAAGGGUGCAUAACAAUGUUGAUGAAUAAAUUACCUCCAAAGUUGAAGGACCCAGGGAGUUUCACUAUCCCAUGUUCCAUUGGAAGUCAUUAUGUUGGUAAGGCGUUAUGUGAUAUAAGAGCAAGUAUAAAUCUAAUGCCUAUGUCUAUUUUUAGGAAGCUAGGAAUUGGGAAAGUAAGACCUACCACAGUAACGUUGCAAUUGGUUGACCGAUCUUAUGCCCAUCCAAAAGGUAAAAUUGACGACGUAUUGGGAAGGGUUGAUAAAUUUAUCUUUCCUGCAGAUUUUCUUAUUUUAGAAUGUGAAGCUGACCAUAAUGUACUAACUGUUCUUGGAAGACCAUUUCUUGCUACUAGUAGGACCCUAAUUGAUGUACAGAAAGACAAGCUAACCAUGGGAGUGAGUGAUCAAGAGAUUACUUUUAAUGUGUUUAAUGCAUUAAAAUGUGCGUAUGAUAAUGAAGAAUGUCACACCAUUGGCUUAAUGUCACACACUGGCUUGAUAGAAGCAGCAGCGGAUGAAUUUGCAAAAUUUUACUACAGCAAUUCUGACAAAAAAGAUGAUUUGAUGGAGCAAUGUGACACAGUAAGUUUUGAAGAGCUUGGUGAAUUUAAAGAAGCCCAGCAAAUAAUGGAUAGGCCAGCGAAGAAAUUUGAAUCCCUGGAUUUAUCAUAA
Messenger RNA from Gossypium arboreum, 735 nucleotides. RefSeq lists its product as uncharacterized. Lineage: Eukaryota; Viridiplantae; Streptophyta; Magnoliopsida; Malvales; Malvaceae. The transcript has a single exon. The record is from RefSeq and is a predicted model, not a curated record. The coding region runs from base 1 to 735 and encodes 244 amino acids.